This is a messenger RNA of Caenorhabditis auriculariae, 493 nucleotides long. The record is from the annotation of a GenBank genome assembly. Lineage: Eukaryota; Metazoa; Nematoda; Chromadorea; Rhabditida; Rhabditidae.
AUGGACUUCGACCUCGAAAAAAACCUCAUUUUCUCAAUUACCAACACGGCCAUCAUGUUCAUCUGCGUGAAACUCUUCGAUCCGGAAAAUUGUCCAAAGCUCUUCUCAAUUGAAAUGCGCAACUACACGAUCGUCGGCUUCUUCUACACCGUUUUCCUGCGCAGCUAUCUUCCUUACGCUUCCAACCCUAAGAACCUCAACCCAGGUAACUUUAGAAGAAGAGUUAAGAAUUUAUCACGAUGCUUGAAAAACAUGUGUGGACCUUUUGGCGAAACAAUUUUAAGCAAAUGACCUUCUUGAUAUUUCAGAGAAGAAGACCUACGCUCAUCUGUUCCCGAGUCACUUUUCCUUCUAUCUCACAAUCUGUCUCCCGUACUACGCAUACAAUGAGGAGAACUUCCACGAAAAGUUCUUCUCAAUCAGCUUGACUUAUUGGGUUCCCUCGAUCAUUAUCAUGUGCCUCACUCAUUUCUUCCACAACGGAACCUUUUGA